AUCAGGGUUCUAAUGUUAUGAGCCUGGAUUUCCAUCCUGUUCAACAAACUAUUCUUCUAGUUGGAACAAAUGUUGGUGACAUCGGGAUAUGGGAAGUUGGUUCACGCGAAAGGAUAGCACACAAGACAUUUAAAGUUUGGGACAUUGGCUCCUGUACCUUGCCAUUGCAGGCUGCACUAAUGAAAGAUGCUGCAAUAUGUGUCAAUAGGUGUCUGUGGAGCCCUGAUGGAAAUAUUCUAGGUAUGGAAACAGGCAGUUCAGCUGCAUUAUUAAUACGCGCCAUUUUUCAAUAAAAAGAUAGCAUUUGG
Messenger RNA from Hordeum vulgare subsp. vulgare (domesticated barley), 308 nucleotides. RefSeq names its product protein TOPLESS-RELATED PROTEIN 2-like. Bases 18 to 293 code for a protein of 91 amino acids. Gene Ontology annotation, molecular function: protein binding. The record is from RefSeq and is a predicted model, not a curated record. The transcript has 3 exons. NCBI's taxonomy places the organism in Eukaryota, Viridiplantae, Streptophyta, Magnoliopsida, Poales, Poaceae. Gene Ontology annotation, biological process: regulation of DNA-templated transcription.